Epinephelus fuscoguttatus (brown-marbled grouper) is the source of this 7134-nucleotide messenger RNA. Its product is annotated as caskin-2-like. Gene Ontology annotation, molecular function: protein binding. The record is from RefSeq and is a predicted model, not a curated record. Bases 646 to 4674 code for a protein of 1342 amino acids. NCBI's taxonomy places the organism in Eukaryota, Metazoa, Chordata, Actinopteri, Perciformes, Serranidae. The transcript has 22 exons.
ACAGCGGGGAGAAUGUGGCAUUCACGGCGCGGAGGGAAAACCUGGAGCAGCGUCAAUCACCGAUGUGUCGUAUGAAGUACUUAAGUCCUAAAAAUACACGUAUUUUAUGUUAAUUCUGCGCGUGGAUUAAACUGCAGUCAAAUACAUUUAACAGACAGUACUCCUGGAAUAUAAAACUCGACUUUUCUGGAAUAUCAAAACAAGGAAUACUUUGCCAGCUCGGAGUUUUCCUACAAACUGCCACCGUGGUCCGCUACAUUUCAGGGGGUGAAAAGUUUCUGCCACACUUCACCAAAAAAGUCGUGACCACAUUACUUCCUUCAGUCUCAUCUACAGCAGCUCCACCAGCCUCCAACCCCUGGCUGACCCUGGAAAUAACAUCUCUCCCCCAAAAAUAAAGACUGAAAAGUCUGCGCAGGAAAUUAAGAACAGUUUUUCCAUCUCUGCAGACUCAAAGGAAAUAAUAUCACACAGAGGAUUUAUUUAGAACGUUGUGUCUGGAGUCGAGACAGGAAGUGUGGAGAGAGUCUCACCUGAGGCAGGUCUCCAUGUCUCCGGCACUCAGCAUGAGGCUCUGAGGAGGCAGCGGGAUUUUAAAUAAAGCUGGUUCAAACACGAGGAGGUGGAGGUGGAGGAGGUGGGAGCAUGGGGAAGGAGCAGGACCUGCUGCAAGCGGUGAAGAGCGGAGACCUGCUGUCCACUCAGAAGCUGCUGUCCAAACUCAAAGCCAACAGAAACAAGUUGCUGGGCUCCACUAAGAGACUGAAUGUGAACUACCAGGAUUCAGAUGGGUUUUCAGCCCUGCACCAUGCCGCCCUCACAGGCACCACUGAGCUGCUGUCUGCACUGCUGGAGGCUCAGGCUACUGUGGACGUCAAGGACAGCAACGGAAUGCGUCCGCUGCAUUACGCAGCCUGGCAGGGAAAAGCUGAGUCGGUCCUGAUGCUGCUUCGCUCUGGAGCUUCAGUGAACGGUAUUUCACUGGACGGACACAUCCCUCUGCACCUGGCAGCCCAGUACGGACACUACGAAGUGUCUGAGAUGUUGCUGCAACAUCAGUCCAACCCCUGUCUGGUCAACAAGGCCAAGAAGACUCCUCUGGACCUGGCCUGUGAAUUUGGAAGAGUCCAGGUGGCCCAGCUGUUGCUGAGCAGUAACAUGGUCGUGGCGUUGUUGGAGGGAGAGAGGAAAGAGCCAACAGACUCGGCCUUCACCACCCCACUACACCUCGCCGCCCGCAAUGGACACAAAGAAAUCAUACGACUGCUGCUGAAGGCCGGCAUCGACAUCAACAAGACCACCAAGUCUGGAACGGCUCUGCAUGAAGCGUCUCUGUAUGGGAAGACGGAGGUUGUCCGACUGCUGCUGGACGCUGGAGUGGACGUGAACAUCCGUAACACCUACAACCAGACAGCACUGGACAUCGUCAACCAGUUCACCACGUCACACGCCAGCAGGGACAUCAAGCAGCUGCUCCGAGAUGCGACGGGUGUUCUGCAGGUCAGAGCUCUGAAGGACUACUGGAAUCUCCACGAUCCAACAGCCCUCAACAUCCGAGCUGGAGACGUCAUCAUGGUGUUGGAGCAGCACAUGGACGGACGCUGGAAGGGCCACAUCCACGACACCCAGAGAGGGACGGACCGAGUCGGCUUCUUCCCUCCGUCCAUCGUGGAGGUCAUCAGCAGGCGAAAUGGGGGCACCCUGUCCCGGCACGCCUCUCUGCCCACCCAACGCCAGCAGCAGCUGUCCAGAGCCCCCCUCUCCUCCAGCCUCAGCUCCGCCCCUCAGACUGACGACUCCUACACCCUGUACGCCCCCCCCACCCACGUGGUGCUGCCGCUGGCCAACGGCCUCACUACCAACACAGGUUUGUCUCCGAGCCGCCUGUCUCAGUCUGAGUGUCCCUUCGAGGACAUCUGGGUUCUCAGGGACUCGUGUCAUGCUGGAGACAGGAACAGUGUCGGGAGUACUGGCAGCGUCGGCAGUACCCGGAGUGCCGGCAGCGGACAGAGCACAGAGAGCAACAACGCACCCAAUGGACUCCAACACAACGGCGGUCACCAUGACAAUGCCAAUAAGCCGGCGCCCUCUGCUGUCGAUUCUGGACACUUAGACUGCAGCAAACAGCCUGAUCACCCUGCAGGUGGGACUCCACGGAGGCAGACAGUGACGGUGCAGAGACCUGCAGAGCAGAGCUUCUCCCAGCAGUUUGUUCGUCCUCAGCAGCUGCUGGAGGGGAAGGAUGCGGAGGCCAUCUAUCAAUGGCUGAGUGAGUUCCAGCUUCAGCAGUAUACUGGAAACUUCAUCAGUGCUGGUUAUGAUGUUCCAACCAUCAGCAGAAUGACUCCUGAGGACCUGACUGCCAUCGGAGUGACCAAACCAGGCCAUCGCAAGAAAAUCUCCAUCGAGAUCAACAACCUGAAUAUCCCUGAGUGGCUGCCUGAGUACAUCCCAUCUGAUCUGGGUGAGUGGCUCAGUGCCAUUGGUCUCCCACAGUACCACAAAAAACUCUCUGAAAAUGGCUAUGACUCCAUCAGCAUCGUGAAAGACCUCACCUGGGAGGAUCUGCAGGAGAUCGGCAUCACCAAGCUGGGCCACCAGAAGAAGCUGAUGCUGGCGGUGAAGAAGCUGUGUGACAUCCAGAGGGCGAUCCUUCAGGCUGAAUCAGGCCAAGGCACACUGCGUCGCAAGGCCCCAGGAGCUCUCCACCUGGUCACCAUUGAGCCGCCUGACUCAGGAGGUGAAUGCUCUUCUCCUCACACCCCAAAAAUGCUGACCUUCCAGGACAGCGAGCUGAGUGCCGAGCUGCAGACAGCCAUGUCCAGCCACUACGGAGGCUGCGAGGAAGGCUUGGCCAUCAAGAAUGCAGUAGGAAUGUCCCAGAGCCAGGAGAGCAUUGACACCCGGUCCAGAGGCUCCGGGCGUUCCCAAGAGCCUCCCACGGCUUCCAUCACUCCCCACAGCUGGUCCCAGGAGAGCCUGGAUGGCAGCCCCGCCAAGGAGAGGAAUCUUCCUGAGGGCUGGGACCAGAGACCUCUACAGCAGCAGCCACUGCCCAAGCAGGUGCCUUUGGGCACAGCAACUGUGUUUAAGUACCCAGCAAUCCCAGCAAAGCCCAAACUGUCUGGAUCUCGUGGUCCCUCCCCUCAUGGUUCCCCAGCACUGAAGGGUUUUAGCUAUCUGCAUUCUCACUGUGGCUCCACAGACUUGACCUCAUCUCCCAGGCCUGAGAAUCACAGCAUGACCCUGACGCCGCCCAAGAAACGCACCCAGAGCAUGACCCGCCACGCUCUGUCAGAUGGAGAACCUGAUGAGGAUGAUGAUGAGCCUGCGUACCGUUCCGGAAACCUGUCGUCUUAUGCCACUCUGACACGCAAACCCGGUCGCAGCCAGCUAGCUCGAUUACAGGCGAGUCCAGAAAAGAAUGGCAACGUAGGACGCAGUCAGUCUUUUGCAGUGCGCGCCCGGAAAAAAGGUCCCCCUCCUCCUCCUCCAAAGAGACUAAGCUCAGUGAGCAGCACCACCAGCGGGGAGCUGAGUGACAGCAGCACGACGUCAUCUGCUGGUGGGGCGAUGACAGACAGUCCAGUGAGUGUGAGGAGCAUCACAGCCUCUAUGGAAGGCAGGACAGAAGGGAAGAACCCUCCAGGACCUAAACCUGACCUCACUGAGCAGGAGCCGCCUCCUGCCUCCCUCAACCCUGCAGGUCAGGAGCCCAGAGAGGCUGGUGGGGUGAGGAGGAGGGUUCAGAGCGAGUGUAUCCCCACCCAGUCAGGCAUCAGCACAGAGCCGGAUCGAGCUGUAAAAUCUGACUCUGAGGAAGAAGAAUCAAAGGGUCGCGGACUGGAGGGCUCCUCAUCCCCUCAGAACAGCUCCAGUGAGUGCAUCCCCUUCGCGGAGGAGGGCAACUUGACUAUCAAACAGAGACCCAAAGCUCCAGGGCCACCACGGGCUGAGGCGGUGCUGGAGCCUCCAGAGAAACAAGCAGCCAAGAACCUGGAGGUGCCCGAGUUUAAUCUGAAGGAGUCAGACACAGUGAAGCGCAGACACAAACCCAAAGACAAGGACCAGAGUGGAGGCUCUCCCAACAGAGAGGGAGCAGGGGAAGCCGGGUCAAAAUCCAGUAGUAGCAGGCCUCCAUCCCAGAGCCAGGAUGAGGUCAGUCUGCAGAUUAAUGAGGCCAGUCUGGAGAGACCUGCUAGUCCAGCAACAGGAUCCCCCAUCAAACCUCCACUCUCCCCCAAACCUGCCGUUGCUCCAAAACCUCUCCGCCACAGUCUGCUGGCAUCACAAGCAGCUGGCCUCUCCUCUCCAUCUGUGACUGUCAAUGCGGUUCAGAGUGUGGCCUUCACCUCUCCGUCCUCUCCCUGUCACGGGCCUCCAGCUCCAGCCCCUCAGAGUCCAUCUCUGACAUCUGGGAGGCCUCAGGUGUGUGUGGUGGGCCCGGGUCUCGUCCCUGAGACAUCCUGUGGAACUGAGGUAGUUCAGCAGAGACUGGAUCAGACCAGCACGUCUCUGGCAGCAGCUUUGAAGGCCGUUGAGAGAAAACUGAACCUGGAGGACAACUCAGACAGUAGUGGAUCAAACACAGUGAAGUCUGCAGGGACAAUCCUGGACGACAUCGGCAACAUGUUUGAUGACCUGGCCGACCAGCUGGAUGCCAUGUUGGACUGAAGACUUUUCAUAAAGGCCCCAAAAUAAAAGCCCUCAACCUCAGGAAGUGAAACAGAGUAAGAGACAAAGGGGGGAAGGAGGGUCGAUGUUUUUACCCCUCAGCUCUGAGCUACAUGAUGAACACAGUCAGAGGAGCGCAGGUCAGACACUUGUCUUGUUUCUCAGCCUGAACACCAGCACUUAAUCUCCGCUGUGCUUCCUGGACCAGGUCCUGUACUCGCAUUUCUGACACAAUCUGGUUCCCAUAUCGACGGAUUCAAGUCCAGCUGAAACCUUGUUAACCUUGUUACGUCGUUGUGUCUUCUCAAAAUAUGAACCAAACUAAAGUUGGAGCAGCAGUAUUUUAUCAGCCCACUGUGAGGGGAGAAACUCCUUUGCAGAUUAUUAAGAUUAUUGUUAAACACUAAUAUUGUUACAUGAAGUUUUAUCUUUUUGACAUGAUAGAGAGCCGAAGUCCUGACUUCACUUCCUGUCCAGCAUCUGUUCGAUGAACGACAAAUGCAUAAACUGCCAAAAUUCUUGAUGAAUUGAAGUAAAGGUGGACAAAUUUUAACAACAACAAAACUAUAUCAAUCAGUUUACAAACUCACACAGCUCGUACAGUAUAAUACAAAUCUCAUUUUUCCAGUCGUAUGUUCAGUGCUUCACAAACAUGCAUUUUAGUUCAAAUCUCACCAUGUUAAACACCUCAGCACAAACUGUCUUAUGCCUUUGUUGUUUAUUUCUAAACUGUGGUAUUAAUACUUUUACUUCAGCAAAUACUUCCACCACUGUGGUUAACAUCCAUAUAGGCAAUAAUAACCUGCAAUGAAAAUCAAAAACAAAAUUGUCACUAAUAAACAGAAGAAAAGAAUAUAUGAUCAGAAUAGUCACUCUUGUGAAUCUUACUCACCUUGGGCUCACCUUAUAGUGAAUUAAGUAAAGAUAAUAAACUAUUUUCCAUUUUUCUAGAGAAAAAGGACCCCUGGAGGUCCCCGAACCUCUGGUUGAGAACCACUAGUACAUAGAACAACAUAAUUGCAAGAUCAACAUGUUGGUGUCUUUCAUCAGGGUCAUAAUAAAACGCAUUACAAACAACAUUUAAAUGCAGGUAGACAUGCAGCAGGAAGAAAGGAUGCCAAUUGAAGACACCCAGUCAUGUAGAUUUACACAUAUCAGCCAGUGGUGUAUCUGCAGAGGCGGGUUGGGUAUAUGGUCAUGUGGCUCCAGGCCAGUCGUCGUCCCAGACAGGCAGACAGUCCCUUCUUGAAAAGAAGUUAGUUAAGGGUCAUUAAAAACACAAAUAUUAGUUAAACAAUACUACAUAGUUUAAAAAAAAACAUCCUUAUUUAGACAAAGAGAGGAUAAAGUGUUGAGAACAUUUCUGUUUAAAGGCUGAAGUUCUAAUUACGUGUGAUUUUAAAUCCAGUUUUCUGGCUUGUGGAACAGAACCUGGACCGUCAGGUUUCACUCCAGCUCUCUACCCAACAUGUCUGACCAUUUCAAAUUCUACCUUUUGUAAUAUUAAAAAAACAAACAAAUCUAUUUUAUACCAAGUGAUCUUAACCGUGUGUAGUUAGUCUUCCAGUAUGUUUGUGUCGUUGUAACUGAAAUAUGUAAAAAAAAAGUGCUCGAUCAUGUUGUUGAUACAAAGGGAAGCAUGCUCAGCUCACCAGUCACUGUGUGUGUGUGUACAGACGGCAUGUGACAUGUCAGUGAUAUACAUACUAUUUUUUGAUAUUCAUUAUAGCCAUUUUAGUAUUUAAAUUAGAGUUAUCUAAAUAUGUAUAUUGUACACUAGAGGUAUAUACAGGAGCAGAUAUUCAACCAAAGUCUUUGUACAGAUUUUCCUCAAAUAUUUUCACAAACAUUUCCUUUAAAAAAAAAAAAAAGAGAUGCAGAUGCAGAAUCCUGUUUGUUGUAAGAUGUUUAUGAAAUGUUAUUUUCUCGUGCAGCCUGCAGCGUAUGGAUACAGAGUCCAUAUUUAGCAUGCCAUAGCUCUAUCUGAACAUGUUUCAUUGGUGAUAAAGACUGUUAACCCUGGUGUGUGUCUUGUGACCGUGUGAAUGGAUCUGUGUGUUAUUAUCUCUUGAGUCUCAGGAAAAUCCCUCCUGACCUCAACACGCUGGCUCCUCCGUGUCCUGCUGCUUCCAGCUACAGGGGAUUUAAAAAGCUGAGUGAAUUCAAUCAGACCUUAAAUACAGUCUGUACUGACUCACCUGUAAUGAUGAUGUCACUGCAGCCUCCACAUUCCUACAGCAUGACGUCAGUGUGUUCAUAACAACACGUUACGUAAAGAAUCUACACAGUAAAUAUCACACUGCAUCAUAUUGGAGGUGGAUGAUGUGUGUGUGUGUGUGUAUGUGUGUGUGUGUGUGUGUGUGUGUGUGUGUUUGUAAGAUUUCCUGUUGUUUUGGUCAUUCUCUGUCCCCUCUGGCUGUAUUAUUUGUUUAACCAUUAAAUAUCUAUGAUGUUACCCUG